Molecule: messenger RNA, 1677 nt
Organism: Didymodactylos carnosus
Lineage: Eukaryota; Metazoa; Rotifera; Eurotatoria; Philodinida; Philodinidae
Source: the annotation of a GenBank genome assembly
AUGAUGGGGGAUGAACCAGAGCAACAACAAGAGUUGAAAGAACAAGAUCUUCCUCACUUGCCGAAAAAAUUAUCGCUCAGUGAUUAUCUAAAUAAAACGGACUUAUCAAAUCCAACGAAUUUAAACAGUUUUAUCAAAGAAAAUCAUAUUAUACGUUGGGAUCAUGAAAGCGAACAAGAAUUUGCCAAACGUGUGAAAAAAAUUAAUUAUUUAAAUUUAGCUCAGCAAUUGAUAUGUAACAAUACAAAAAAAGUAGUACAUCAUUCUAGUGCAUUUCCUUCACAAGCAAAUAGUCAGAUACAAAAUGCAGAUGUAAGAGAUAGUGAUCAACAAUAUGUAUCCACAUUCUUAAACAACAAUGAUAGUGCUGUUAAGCGAAUGAAACCUUUAUACGACUAUGAUGAAGCUGAUGAACAACCCGAUAAUUACGAUGAGGAAGAACAAGAAGAAACAUCAAGUGACAGUGAGGAUGAAUAUAUUCCGAGGAGAAAGUCGAAUUUUGCUAACGAUAUUAAACAAAAAUUGCAUAAUCUGGCUGCGGAAGUACAACGAACAUUUGGCACGUCCACUAGUGACGACGACAGAUUUUUAGAAUCGAAUGAUGCCAAGUCGAAAAACCAGAUAUCGAACAAGAACACUGUACAAAAUCGACAUCAUGUAUAUACAACAGAUGAUCAUCUUGCAGAUAAUUUUUUCAUACCAAAAGUGGAGAAAAUCGAGCCAACAGUUGAUGAAAAUGAUGUAUCAUCACAAUUAUUUUAUACAAAUGAAAGUUUAUUACCUCAAGUUGAUUGGGAAAAUCUAGAAAAACAAUUAAAACAAGCACAAGUAGAACGUGAACGCUAUGAUAAGGCACGUUUAAAUGAUCGUGAUGAAAUACGACGAAAAUUGGCUAUGGGUAAUGAAUCUGAAAAUGAAGACGAUUUUUAUACAUCAGAUUAUAUUAAAAAAUCAUUAACAUCGUCUCAUCGUAUUCAAGGUUCAAACCUACAAAUAUGUUUUAUGAAUGAGCCAACAAGUGAUAAUGAUUGUGGACCCGAUAGUGAGAUUAUCAAUGGACACGAAAGAAAAUAUCAUCAGAUUCAAUCACGUUUAAGAAAAAAUCUCAAACAAAAAGUAAAUGAUAAUUCUGAUCAGUCAUCAGUAAAUGACACUGAGAAUGUGGAUAAUGAUAAUAUACUUACUAAACAAAAAAGGCUUAAAGAGGAAGCUAAAAUGGCUCUUGCUCUUAUUCAUCCAAUGGCUAAAAUGCAAGUUGAAAUUGAACGACGAAAAAGAGAAAAAAAAAAAUCACCAAUAUUUGAUAUUAUUGGUAUACAUAAUUAUGAUGAAAAGUCCUUUACUCCACAUAUGUUAGAAGAUAUGAAUAUUGGACAAUUACAAGUAAUUGUAAAUGAUCUCCACUGUCAGAUAGAAAAUCACAAUGAUAUUCUUAUUCCAUUGUUGAUUGAACGAGAUGAAUUGCAUAUGGCACAAGACUCAAUUCUAGUUGAUAUUGAAGAUUUGACUAAACGUUUGCAAGAAUAUGCUGCUAAUAUAACAUUCGGAGCAACAAUUCAUUCAGACAAUUCAAAACCUAAUCCACAACGUGUAUUUAUCAUUAAACAAGAUACAAAUAAAGAAAAAAAGAAAUCAUCGUUGCUACAUCGUUUACUACGUAAAGCAACUGUCAUUUGA